AGUGAACCCCAAACAAAUAGUGUGUAAGUAGGCUAAGUAUGUACGUACCCCACAUCCUAUAAGGCUUGCACUGAUGAUUAAUAGUAAAUAGGCUAGUGUUUUGCAUUCUACCAAUCACCUGUUCCAGAUGCAAUCUUAUUCCAACUUUAAGCUCAAGCUCUUAGCCUGGCCCAUAUCGUAACUAGUUCCAACCACAGUUCAGGAACAAUAACUAAGAAUAUAGGCCUAUGGCAUUUUAGGUUAAGGACUGUCUCCACCACUCUGAAAUGCGACACAAGCGAAUCCUGCCAUAAUACUAGUAAUAGCGCGUUUCCGCAUUGGAUCAGCUGAUUCGGAGGAAGUAUGCGGAAGAAGUAAAUUCGAAACCUCAAGUAACCAAACAAAAUAGUGACCUUUUUGGAAAGCUACUGACAGUAACGUUUUUAAAAUUUAUUUUAAAGCAUAAGAGUACCUGUACCAGUUCCAAUCCUGUAGUUAUUUCACAGAGGUAGCCUAGUAACUGAACUGUCAUCAUCAUGGCAUGCAGCGACUCUAUGGUCACAAUGAAUGGAACCCAAGUUUCCUAUAUUGGACAUGACUGUGAGGACAUCCCAGAGUUCCUUGGAAAAAAAUAUGGAUGCUUGGCAAGACGGCUAGAUCUCAGCUUCAAUCAGCUAAGGUCACUGGCUGGCCUGAAAGCGUUCACUGGGCUGGAAGAACUGGUCGUCGACAACAAUCUGCUCGGAAACGACCUCCAGUUGCCCAGGUUACCCACCCUCCACACCCUGACACUCAAUAAGAACCAACUGACUGACAUCGAGGCACUGCUGGAACACUUGGCGGAGGCAACUCCGUCGCUGCAGUACCUCAGCCUGCUGGGAAACGAGGCCUGUCCCAACCAGCUGGUCAGCCUGGACAAGGAUGAGGAUGACUACCAGAGAUACAGGUACUUUGUUCUGCACAAGCUACCCACCCUAAAGUUCCUAGACACUAGGAAGGUUUGUAAGACAGAACAGCAGGAGGCUGAGGCACGGGGAGCCUUCAUGAAGGUGGUUAAACCCAAGUCAUCAGACAUGGUGGCCCCAGGUGACCCUAAGUCUGAGAGUUCCUCCACGCUCUACACCCCUCUACCCAGAGGCUCUAGAGACGGCAAGAACCACAAAGGUGUGCUCGCCAAGUGCCGUUACAUCUACUAUGGAAAGCAUUCAGAAGGCAACCGGUUCAUCCGCAAUGACCAACUCUAAUGGACCGACGGAGACACACACACACACACACACACACACACACACACACACACACACACACACACACACACACACACACACACACACACACACACACACACACACACACACACACACA
Oncorhynchus keta (chum salmon) is the source of this 1341-nucleotide messenger RNA. Its product is annotated as leucine-rich melanocyte differentiation-associated protein-like. Gene Ontology annotation, molecular function: protein binding. The coding region runs from base 516 to 1223 and encodes 235 amino acids. The transcript has 7 exons. Lineage: Eukaryota; Metazoa; Chordata; Actinopteri; Salmoniformes; Salmonidae. The record is from RefSeq and is a predicted model, not a curated record. Gene Ontology annotation, biological process: melanocyte differentiation.